AUGUCUGAGCUUGAACUCAAGAUGAAGAUCCUCCUCAUCUUCACCCUGUGGCUGAUCUCAGCAUCAUCAUCAACAACAUCAUCAGUGUCCUCAUUACAAUCAUCAUUACCAUCAUCCUCCACGUCAAGACCAUCAUCAUCAUUACAAACACCAUCAUCCUCAUCAUCAUCAUUACCAUCAUCCUCCAAAUCAAGACCAUCAUCAUCAUUGUCAUCAGCACCAUCAACACCACCACCAUCAUCCUCCACAUCAAGGCCAUCAUCAUUGUCACCAACAUCAUCAUUACAACCACCAUCAUCCUCAUCCUCAUCAUUAUCAUUAUCCUCGUCGUCGUCACCACCACCAUCAUCAUCACCACCAUCAUUUGCAUCACAACCACCAUCAUCCUUAUCAUCAUCAUUAUCCUCCACAUCAAGACCAUCAUCAUUGUUACCACCACCAUCAUCAUCAUCAUUAUCAUCAUCAUCACCACCAGCACCAUCAUUUGCAUCACAACCACCAUCAUCCUCAUCAUCAUUACCAUCUUCUUCUACAUCAAGACCAUCACUAUCAUUAUCGUCAUCAUCGUCACCACCAUCAUUUGCAUCACAACCACCAUCAUCCAUAUCAUCAUCAUCAUCAAUGUCACCACCACCAUCAUCAUUAUUCUCAUCAUCAUCAUUACCAUCAUCCUCCACAUCAAGACCAUCAUCAUUGUCACCACCACCAUCAUCAUCACAACUAACAUCAUCAUUAUCAUCAUCAUCCUUCACAUCAAGACCAUCAUCAUUAUUGUCAUCCACACCAUCAUCCUCAUCAGCGCCAUUACCAUCAUCCUCAUCAGCGCCAUUACCAUCAUCCUUAUUACCAUCAUUACCAUCAUCUUCUACAUCAAGACCAGUACCAACACCAUCAUCAUCAUCGUCGUCGUCAUCACCACCGUCAUCACCACCAUCAUUUGCAUCACAACCAUCAUCCUUAUCAUCAUCAUUAUCCUCCACAUCAAGACCAUCAUCAUUGUUACCACCACCAUCAUCAUCAUCACCACCAGCACCAUCAUUUGCAUCACAACCACCAUCAUCCUCAUCAUCAUCUUCUACAUCAAGACCAUCACUAUCAUUAUCGUCGUCGUCACCAUCAUCAUUAUUACCACCACCAUCAUUAUCAUUAUCCUCAUCAUCAUCAUCAUUACCAUCAUCCUCCACAUCAAGACCAUCAUCAUUGUCACCACUACCAUCAUCAUCACAACUAACACCAUCACCAUCAUCAUCAUCAUCAUCACUAUCAUCCUUCACAUCAAGACCAUCAUCAUUAUUGUCAUCCACACCAUCAUCCUCAUCAGCGCCAUUACCAUCAUUCUUAUUAACAUCAUUACCAUCAUUUUCUACAUCAAGACCAGUACCAACAUCAUCAUCAUCAUCAUCAUUAUCAUCAUCACCAUCAUCAUCGUCGUCACCACCACCAUCAUCACCACCAUCAUUGCCACCAUCAUCAUUAUCCUCCACAUCAAGACCAUCAUCAAUGUCACCAGCACCAUCAUCAUUAUCCUCCUCCUCAUCAUUAUCAUCAUCCUCCACAUCAAGACUAUCAUCAUUGUCACCACCACCAUCAUCAUCACAAAUACCACCACCAUCAUCAUCACAACUACCACCACCACCACCAUCAUCAUCAUCAUCAUCAUCACAACCACCAUCAUCCUCAUCAUCAUCAUCACAAUCAUCCUUCACAUCAAGACCAUCAUCAUCGUCAUCCACACCAUCAUCCUCAUCAGCGCCACCACCAUCAUCCUCAUCAACAUCAUUACCAUCAUCUUCCACAUCAAGACCAUCAUUACCAUUGCCAUUAGCACCACCAUCAUCAUCGUCAUCACCACCACCACCAUUUCCCUUAUCAUCAUUAUUACCAUCAUCCUCCACAUCAAGACUAUCAUCAUUUUCACCAUCAUCAUCAUCACAACCACCAUCAUCCUCAUCAUUACCAUCAUCCUCCACAUCAAGACCAUCAUCAUUGUUACUAUCAUCAUCAUCAUCAUCAUCAUCAUCAUCACCACCAUCAUCAUCACCAUCACCACCACCAUAAUUUGCAUCACAACCAUCAAAAUCUUUAUCAUCAUCAUUACCACCAUCACAAUUAUCAUCCUCCACAUCAAGACCAUCAUCAUUAUUACCACCACCAUCAUUAUCAUUAUCCUCAUCAUCAUCAUCAUUACCAUCAUCCUUCACAUUAAGGCUAUCAUCAUUGUCACCAUCAUCAUCAUCAUCAUCAUCACAACCACCAUCAUCCUCCACAUCAAGACAAUCAUCAUUGUUACCAUCAUCAUCAUCAUCAAGACCAUCAUUGUCACCACCACCACCACCAUCAUCAUCAUUAUCGUCACCACCAUCAUCAUCAUCAUCAUCAUUGUCACCACCAUCAUCAUCAUCAUCACCACCACCAUCAUUUGCAUCAAAACCACCAUCAUCCUUAUCAUCAUCCUCCACAAUCAGAUUAUCCUUAUUGUCACUACUACCAUCAUAAUCAUCAUCAUCAUCAUCAUCAAGACCAUCAUCAUUGUCAACACCACCAUCAUCAUCAUCAUUGUGACCAUCAUCAUCAUCAUUGUGACCAUCAUCAUCAUCAUCAUCAUCAUCAUCUGCAUCAUUUGCAUCACAACCACCAUCAUCCUCCUCCUCAUGA
Molecule: messenger RNA, 2655 nt
Organism: Clarias gariepinus (North African catfish)
Lineage: Eukaryota; Metazoa; Chordata; Actinopteri; Siluriformes; Clariidae
Exons: 3
Source: RefSeq, a predicted model, not a curated record